Opisthorchis viverrini is the source of this 714-nucleotide messenger RNA. RefSeq lists its product as hypothetical. The record is from RefSeq and is a predicted model, not a curated record. Bases 1 to 456 code for a protein of 151 amino acids. The transcript is spliced from 4 exons. Lineage: Eukaryota; Metazoa; Platyhelminthes; Trematoda; Opisthorchiida; Opisthorchiidae. Gene Ontology annotation, molecular function: protein binding.
AUGAACGAGUGCGCGGAAUCUGAUAUCAACCGAGUUCGCCUCUGUCAUUUGAGGACACUUCCGGAAUUUUCAGGAUAUGGAUUCAGCCUAAGAACGGAUUCCAAGAAUGACAAGCAGUUAAUCGAAAACGUGGAAUCUAACUCACCAGCUGAGCGCGGGAAAUUAAUCUCCGGAGACAUUAUAUUAAAAAUUAAUGGAAAGCGACCUCCACUUUUAUCGAAAUUCAGCGAAUACGAGGACCUCGUCGCGCAAGCAGAGAAGGAGACCAUCAUCUGUGAAGUGCAAGAAAAUACGAGUAAUAAUUCGGAGCUAACAAAGGCCGAGAAGAAUCUGCUCCGCUCUGAUGCCACAACAACGAACAUUGUCCGGAACAAAAAGCAGCAGCAGAGCCACAUUGCUGGUCCUGGAUGUGUUAAUCACGCUAUGACUGACGAUCAGGGACGGAUUUUGAGUUGAAAGCUCUUUGCUUCUGUAGGUAUCAAAUCACAGACAGAACUUGCAACUACGACAAGUGUUUCGAAGUCAAUCGGUGUUUUCAAUUUGCUUUGCAUCAGAGACCCAGAUUUGUAACAAGUAAUAAUUUUAGAUGCACAUUUUUCAACAGCACCUGAUAAUGUCAUCCUUGCUUUCCACUUUUGAUCUUCAUGUGCUUUGAAAACUUCCACACUAUUUCGCCUUUUUAAAAGCUAUCAUAAACCUUGAUUACAUGAGCAU